Molecule: messenger RNA, 3424 nt
Organism: Linum tenue
Lineage: Eukaryota; Viridiplantae; Streptophyta; Magnoliopsida; Malpighiales; Linaceae
Source: the annotation of a GenBank genome assembly
GGAAUUUGGAAAAAGACUGCGGAGUGCCGGAGUACUGUGAAAUGUGAAUACCUCUUUUCCCCUUCUACAGCUAGGUUAGGUUUCCUGGAUUUCGACCCUACUGGACUUAUCCUCCCUCCUCCAUCCACACUUGCGAAUUCCUGCUGCUGCUGCUGCUGUUGCUGCUUUGGCCUCCCGCGUCCGCCAUGCGAUUGUACUGCCCUAUCUCUGAGCAAUUCCCAGUUUUGGGGGAGACUUCACUGCGGGUGUUUUCGAUAAUGUCACUGCUGGGCAGUGCCUGAAUGGUUUUCGUGUUACUUUAGGAGGCUAGGAAUUAGUAUCAGUAGGCGCAAUGAGUGGGCAUGGUCGGCGUAAAGAAGAUUAUGGGGUGAGUAGUGAGAGCUCCCUGGGAAGCGAUGGAGAGGAAACCUCUGCACGAACAAGACCGUUCAGCUUUGAUGAGAUAAUGAACAGAAGAAAAUUGAAAAAACUGGCCGAGACAGAUGAAAGCGCAGAAGCUGUGGCACUUGUUUCUGGGGAUCAAUUGGAAAGGGUUAAUGGGCAUGGCAAGGCUUCAUCGUCUGCUGUACCAGAGAGCUCAGUGGCUGAACAUGUGAAGUCAAGCUCUUCGCCGAAAGAAUUGAAGACUUUGGUUAAAGAUGAGUGUCGAGUUGAAAGAAGGGAUAGAGAAAUCCAACCUGCAAGUGUCGGACGUAAGUUGAUGUCCCAGAUUAACAGAGAUGUGGUGAUGCCUGAAACCAGAAGCCAGGAUGACAGAAAAACCCAUCGCGGGAGAAAAGAUGAUGACCAGCGGCUGAGAGAUUCGGUACAGGACAGAUAUGUUGAUGGAAGGAGAGGACAAUAUCGAAGGGCGGAUGAUGCUGGCAGGAGGCAACCUCAGAAGCGCUCUUUUGAUAUUUCUGGGAAUGAACCUGCUAAGAAGCAUUCCGGGAACUUGGUGGAAAUGAAGAGGCAUGGGGAUGUGAGUAGGGGUAGAGCUGAGAAGGCAUCAGAUAUAACUCUUAGAAGCAGAGAACACGAUCGGCGGUCUGAAAAUGUUACGGAAAGUGAAGUGCGAAAGCAUCAUUCAAGAGAUUAUAUGCAGAGGGACAAACAUACAGAUGAAAACAGGCGAAAGCUUGAAAACAGAAAACCGCAAAAUGAGGUGCAAGAACUUGUAAAGAAAUAUGACUCUGUCAAAGAUUCUUCUGAGAGAGAUGGUAGGAAGGAAUUGUCAAAAUCUCAUUACAGAGAGUCGGGUUUUAAGCGAAGACGGUCUAGGAGUAGAGAACAUGAGGAAACAAAUCAGAGUUCUUCUUCUAUCUCAUUACGAAAGGAGAAGCGUGAUUCUUACCAUACAAGGGGCCGUGAUGGUCUGUCCUCUCAUUCUAAGGGCAGGUCUGAGAGACAGCAUCUUAAUGAUGAAGAGAGAAAUAUUGUUAAUGGCAAACACAACGCUGCUAGUGGGCUUGGUGGCUAUUCCCCAAGGAAAAGGAAAAGUGAGGCAGCUGUUAGAACUCCUUCCCCAACCAAGCGCUCUCCUGAAAAGAAAAGUGCUAGAUGGGAUCUUGCACCAAAAGUAAACAGUAAAACGUCAUCUGCCUCUCUUCCUACUAACAAUUUGCUAUCUAGUCAGCAAUUAUCUUCGAUUAUGCGUGAACUAGUCAAUACUGUUCCUAGUUCGUUAGAUGCAGGAAAGGCCAUCUCUGGGGCAUCACCUAGCACUCUAUUAACAAACAAGAAUACUUCCAUUGACUCUAUUCAACUAACACAAUCUACUCGUCCUAUACGGAGACUUUAUGUGGAAAAUGUACCAGCCUCUGCCUCAGAGAAAGCUAUUAUGGACUUUCUUAGCAACUGUUUGAUUUCUUAUGGUGUUAAUCAUGUUCCCGGAUCACAACCAUGUAUCAGCUGCAUUAUCAAUAAAGAAAAAGGUCAAGCACUUGUUGAAUUUCUGACAGCGGAGGAUGCUUCAGCAGCUCUUUCUUUCAAUGGUAGCUAUUUCUCUGGGUCUUCAAUCAAAAUCAGACGUCCCAAGGACUAUGUUGAAGUGGCUACUGUUGAAGCAAAAAAGUCGGUUGCCGUGGUUCAGGCAAUAACUGAUAUUGUUAAGGAUUCGCCCCACAAGAUCUUCGUUGGUGGAAUUUCAAGUGUCCUUUCCUCCAAAAUGCUUAUGGAGAUUGCUAGCGCCUUCGGACCUUUGAAGGGAUUCCAGCUUCUCAACAAUAAGGAACGUGAUGGCCCACAUGCUUUCCUUGAGUAUGCAGACGAGACAGUCACUCUUAAAGCUUGUGCUGGUUUGAAUGGUAUGAAAAUAGGAGGGCAAGUAUUAACUGCGGUUCAAGCUGUGCAAGAUCCUUCAGUCAUGGCAAGCAAUGGGAGUCCACCAUUCCAUGGGAUCCCUGAACAUGCAAAGUCACUUCUUGAGAAGCCUACAGAAGUUCUGAAACUUCUGAAUGUGCUCCAACCAGAGGUCCUUCCCUCGAUGUCCAGUGCAGAAAUUGAGGAAGUAUUAGAAGAUGUACGACUAGAGUGCGCCAGGUUUGGUGCUGUGAAGUCGAUUAAUGUUGUCAAGCAUACUGCAAUUCAUUCCACCUCAGAAAAAUCUUCCGCGCAUGACAACAAGGUGUCAGCUGCUGGUGGUCAGCAGGACAUGAACGGUGAAAAAAUCCCAAUAACUGAAACAGAACAACCAACUGGUUCAGUUGCUGCUGAAAGUCACGUGAAGGAGACACCGAUGGAAGAUGAACCAAUGGGCAAAGAGUUGUCGAGCAUGGACGAAAGCAGAGGGAUUGCAGAAACAAACAAGGAGAAGGCUUCUUCAGCAGCUUCUUGCAAUGACACAACUUCCCCUACAGCUUCAGAUUCUGGUGCCCAGGAGGGUGGCGACCAAACUGCAGCAGAGAAAGAUAUUGAAACUGGAGGCAGUUUCGAGGCGGGUUGCGUGUUGGUGGAGUUUAGAAGGACGGAAGCCUCUUGCAUGGCAGCACACUGCUUGCAUGGCAGAUCAUUUGAUGAUCGUACCGUCACAGCAGAAUAUGUACCUCUUGAUCUUUACAAGGCUAGGUUCCAGAAUCAAUAGGGAUAUGCUGUUAGAUACCUCCCUGAGCGCCAUUGGGCUGGCAUUCUGAGCUGCUUCUGUUAUAGAGAGAUUGAUGUUAGAGAUAGGCACCAGGAACCCUUUUACCCCAUAGAGAAUGGGAUCAUUACUUCAUUAGAGAGGAAAGAUGGAAUGUUUUUGCUGUGCGUGUCCAUUGUUAUGAAAAUACUUAUCACUAACUUCUGGUUCUGGAAAAUUUUAUGAGGAAAUGUUCUACUUCGUGCUUGCUGUUGAUUCCCUUGGUGGGUUAAAAUAGGGGUCGAGGGAGCAUUGUGGAAUCUUAUUGGAAGAUUAUAUCUGAAAAGUCAAUGUUUUUGUAUUAUUAUUAAUAUUUGAUUUUAGCGA